Messenger RNA from Loxodonta africana (African savanna elephant), 1883 nucleotides. It is a transcript of the gene F3, whose product is annotated as coagulation factor III, tissue factor. The record is from RefSeq and is a predicted model, not a curated record. Gene Ontology annotation, biological process: blood coagulation; cytokine-mediated signaling pathway. The transcript has 6 exons. Lineage: Eukaryota; Metazoa; Chordata; Mammalia; Proboscidea; Elephantidae. Gene Ontology annotation, cellular component: plasma membrane. Gene Ontology annotation, molecular function: cytokine receptor activity; protein binding. The coding region runs from base 140 to 1027 and encodes 295 amino acids.
GGGGCACCGGCGUCCCCAGACUCGCAGUUUCCCGCACUCACUCGCGCUCCCUCCAGCCGCCGAAGGGCGCCUCCAGCCCAGCCUCCCCAGCCUCCAGGGCUCAACCGAAUCCACCCGAUCUCACCGCAGGCUCAAGGAAAUGGUGCCCCCCAUUGGGCGCCACGCCUUGCGCCCCGAGGCCGCUGCUGCUCUGACGCUCCUGCUCGGCUGGAUCCUCGCCCAGGUGGCCGGCGCCGCAGGUGCUGCAAAUGUAUUGGUAGCAUAUAAUUUAACCUGGAAGUCAACUAAUUUCAAGACAAUUUUGGAGUGGGAACCCAAACCCAUCAAUCAUAUCUACACUGUCCAGAUAAGUACUAGAUUAGGAGAUUGGAAAAACAAAUGCUUCCAUACAACAGCCACUGAAUGCGACCUCACUGAUGAGAUCAUCAAGAAUGUGAAUCAAACAUACAUGGCGCGAGUUUUUUCCUACCCGGUAGGGAACGGACAUACCACCAGUUCUGAUGUGGAACCUCCUUUUACAAACUCUCCAGAGUUCACUCCUUACUUAGACACAAAUCUCGGACAGCCAAGAGUUCAUAGUUUUAAACCAGUUGGGACAAAGCUGAAUGUGACAGUAGAAGAUGCACGCACCUUAGUCAGAAUAAAUGGCACAUUCCUUAGCCUCCGGGAUGUUUUUGGCAAGGAUUUAACUUACAUUCUUUAUUAUUGGAAAGCUUCGAGUACAGGAAAGAAAUCAACUAAGACAAACACAAAUGAGUUUUUGAUUGACGUGGAUAAAGGAGAAAACUACUGUUUCAGUGUUCAGGCUGUGAUUCCAUCCCGAAGAACAAACUCGAAGAGUCCAGAAAGCUCCACUGAGUGCACCAGCCAAGAAAAGGGCAUUUUCAGAGAAUUGUCCUUCAUCAUUGGAACAGUGCUGUUUGUGGUCAUCAUCUUCAUCAUUGUCCUGUUGGUAUCUCUGUACAAGUGCAGGAAGGCGAGAGUGCGUCGGAGCGGGAAGGAGACCUGCCCACUUAAUGACGCAUAAAGGAAGCAGCAUUGGAGCUGCCAGCUACUGCAAAUUUCACGUUGCACUGUGACCAAAAAUUUUUUAAGAGACCAGACUAUAUGGAAACACAAAUCAGUACUUCAGAGCGCGGAGAGCCUUUGGGUUCAAAGAAAGCUCUUUAUCUGACCUGUUCUCACAAUCAGCAUUCAGGUUUUGACAUUGGCAUUAGUCACUUUGGAAUGUAAUGAAUGGUACAGCGAAUUCCAAGUUUUUUGUUAGUUUGUUUUUGUUUUGUAACACUAUAGCACCUUUUGCACAUAUCAUGCUUUAGACUGUAUAUUCUGCACUCAAGGUGAAACCAGGUCAUCCAAGCAAAAAAAAAAUUAACAAAUGCCUUAAAAAUUCCUAGAUGGACUUUGGAGAACUUUUGAGUGACUGACACCAAACCAUGUAAAAAACGGAAAUCGGGAGUGGGGGACUUAUCUAGGAUUUUUCUACCAUGUAUCUGUCCUUCAUAAUAUGGUGUUUAGUUUUUUUUUAUUUUUUAGGAAUUUAUUUUGAGCAUCAAAGCAAUUGACAGACUUUCAUAUGAAUGCAGACUUUAUUUUAGGCACUCAUAAUGUGCAUUACAGAUUAGCACUUUAACUGACUUAAAUGCUGUUGAGUAAACACUCGACAGCUAAUUAUAUUUUUAUAAGAUUACUACACAAACUGUGUUGAGUUUAUGAUUUAAGGUACUUAAAGCUUCAGUGGUCAACAUGGUAUAUAUUAUAUAAUUUUUUAAAAAAGGUUUUGUAUAUGGGGAUUUUCUAUUUAUAUAGUAAUAUUGUUUGUAUAUAUUGAGAUUAUUUAUUUAAUAUACUUUUAUAUAAAUAAAGGUGACUGGGAAUUGUGA